AUGACUGCCAUCCCUUUAACCUUCAAAGCCUACGAGUACCAGCACUUCGGUGACUUUCUCGAGGAGAUUCAACUCAAUCAAGCCGCAGAACAAAAGCCUGUGCAGCCUAAUGAGGUCAAAAUUAAGGUUAUUAGCGCGUCGCUCAACCCAAUCGACUACAAGAUCGGGCUAUACGCAUCUAUGAUCCUUUCUACUAUGGCUUCGCCAGAGCAUCCGUACCGAGUAGGUCACGACCUAUCGGGCAAGGUAGUGGAGGUCGGCAAUAACGUUAAAGACUAUAAAGUAGGCGACGAAGUGUACGCUAUGCCGUUGUUUGACGCGACCGGCACCUUUGCUGAAUACAUUAACGUCGACACGAAGCGCGUGGCGCCUAAGCCCAGCAACAUGACGUUUAACGAGGCGGCUGGUGUACCUUUGGCCGGCCAGACGAGUUGGCAGGGACUCGUGACGUAUGGCAAGCUACAGAAAGCUCAGCGCGUACUGAUCCUCGGUGGCAGCAGCGGCACGGGUCUAUUUGGCAUCCAGAUAGCCAAAGCUCUUGGAGCAGAGGUCAUCACGACGUGCAGUCACCGCAAUGUAAAACUGGUCAAGUCUUUGGGUGCCGACCAGAUUGUGGACUAUACGAAGGAGAAGUGGAGUGACGUGGUGGCUCAUCACUCCAUUGACCUUAUCUACGACUGUGGCGUGGAGUCCCAGUCGUGGAAUGACGCGGCGCAGAAGGUGCUCAAGAAGCAGACCGGUAUCUUCGUGACUAUUGGUACGAUCGACCAGCCGAUUGAGUCGCCCAUCGGUGCGACAGUGCAUCAGAUUUUUAACGCGCCGUGCACGGAAUAUCUCCUGGAGCUCACGAAGCUUAUUGAAGCUGGCCAGGUGAAGACAAUCAUUGACUCGGUGCAUCCGCUAGAGAACUUGGUGGAGGCCAUGAAAAUUUGUAUGUCACAACGCGCAAAGGGCAAGAUCAUCAUUGAGGUGGCGAAGGCGUAA
Messenger RNA from Peronospora farinosa, 984 nucleotides. The record is from the annotation of a GenBank genome assembly. Lineage: Eukaryota; Oomycota; Peronosporomycetes; Peronosporales; Peronosporaceae.